CCCUCUAACCCCGGUUUAGGUGUGAGGGGUGUGUGCGUAUGAUCCUUGCCCCUGUGAGUGUGGGUGUGUCGUUGGAGGGAAGGGAGUGUGAUACCGCACACUGCAGUCCUUUCUCUACCGAGCCCUCCUUCCAUUCUUUGCGCAGAACUCCCCCUUCUCGCUCUGAAUCUCUCCUUUUGGGGCAGAGGGAGGGAUUCUCCCAGAUUCCCACGGUCCAGCCUUCUGCUAGGCGCGGCUCCUUUAAGACUCGCCCUUUCCCGGGUCUGUUAAGGCGAAGGGGGGGGGCGUGAUCCUGUGGGCCCGCCCCUGGUUGGUGAUUGGUCGGAGGGCGGCCGGGGGCGGGCCCGAGGGUGAGGUCCUCCCCGCUGCUCGGUACCCUCCGCCCCCCGGUCUGGGGCUCCGGGUAAAGUUUCAGCCUCCGCACGUGACUCGCCAUGGCCGCUGCUUUCGCCCCGCGCCCCUGAGCCGCGGCCCCCCAAACCGCUCCUCUCCCUGGACCCCGGCAACCCCUGACGCCGAGCGGCUCCAAGGCUCAGGGUCAGGGCAGACGCCGUGCUCGCGGGCGACCCGGACGGAUUGCUUCCCUCCGCUGCGAGCAUCACAGGACAUGGCCUCCCCAGCCACCUAGCCGGGGCCCACCUAGGAGAGGGAUCCUUUCAGCGUCCUGAAGGCCAGCUCUGGACCUUCCUGGGAAAGUGCCAGCUCACAGAACUGCUUGACCAAAGGACCGGCUCUUGGGACGUCCCCCAGCCCACCUGGCCCCCAACUGGAGUCGGGGCUCCAGGAGGCCGAGAUCAGCCUGCUAGCCUUGGACCGCAGCUCCAGGACAGAAGGGGGGGGUGGGCUGACCACCCAAACCCCCUCUGGGCCCAGGCCCCAUGACCCGAGGAGAGGCGGCCUGAAGCCUGCCAGAGCCUUCCGCCAGACUGUCUGCCUGCUCUUCUGACUGUGGCUGCUUGGCAUGGCCAGUAACAGCAGCUCCUGCCCGACACCUGGGGGCGGGCACCUCAAUGGAUACCCGGUGCCCCCCUACGCCUUCUUCUUCCCCCCCAUGCUGGGGGGACUCUCCCCACCAGGCGCUCUGACCACUCUCCAGCACCAGCUUCCAGUUAGCGGCUAUAGCACGCCAUCCCCAGCCACCAUUGAGACCCAGAGCAGCAGUUCCGAAGAGAUAGUGCCCAGCCCCCCCUCGCCACCCCCUCUCCCCCGCAUCUACAAGCCUUGCUUUGUCUGUCAAGACAAAUCCUCAGGCUACCACUAUGGGGUCAGCGCUUGUGAGGGCUGCAAGGGCUUCUUCCGCCGCAGCAUCCAGAAGAACAUGGUGUACACGUGUCAUCGGGACAAGAACUGCAUCAUCAAUAAGGUGACCCGGAACCGCUGCCAGUACUGCCGGCUGCAGAAGUGCUUCGAAGUGGGCAUGUCCAAGGAGUCCGUGAGGAACGACCGAAACAAGAAGAAGAAGGAGGCGCCCAAGCCCGAGUGCUCCGAGAGCUACACGCUGACGCCGGAGGUGGGGGAGCUCAUCGAGAAGGUGCGCAAAGCGCAUCAGGAGACCUUCCCUGCCCUCUGCCAGCUGGGCAAAUACACUACGAACAACAGCUCAGAACAGCGUGUCUCUCUGGACAUUGACCUCUGGGACAAGUUCAGUGAACUCUCCACCAAGUGCAUCAUUAAGACUGUGGAGUUCGCCAAGCAGCUUCCCGGCUUCACCACCCUCACCAUUGCGGACCAGAUCACCCUUCUCAAGGCUGCCUGCCUGGACAUCCUGAUCCUGCGGAUCUGCACGCGGUACACGCCCGAGCAGGACACAAUGACCUUCUCGGAUGGGCUGACCCUGAACCGGACCCAGAUGCACAAUGCCGGCUUCGGCCCUCUCACGGACCUGGUCUUCGCCUUCGCCAACCAGCUGCUGCCCCUGGAGAUGGAUGAUGCUGAGACAGGGCUGCUCAGUGCCAUCUGCCUCAUCUGUGGAGACCGGCAGGACCUGGAGCAGCCAGACAGGGUGGACAUGCUGCAGGAGCCGCUGCUUGAGGCACUGAAGGUCUAUGUGCGGAAACGGAGGCCCAGCCGCCCACACAUGUUCCCCAAGAUGCUGAUGAAGAUCACAGACCUGCGAAGCAUCAGUGCUAAGGGGGCUGAGCGGGUGAUCACGCUGAAGAUGGAGAUCCCGGGCUCCAUGCCACCUCUCAUCCAGGAAAUGCUGGAGAACUCAGAGGGCCUGGACACCCUGAGCGGACAAGCGGGGGGCGGGGGGCGGGAUGGGGGCGGCCUGGCUCCCCCGCCCGGCAGCUGCAGCCCCAGCCUCAGCCCCAGCUCAAACAGAAGCAGCCCGGCCACCCACUCCCCGUGACUGCCCGUGCCCCGUGGACACAGCCCUCGCCCCGUGCCCUGGCUUUUCUCUGCCUUUCUACCAACCAUGCGACCCCCGCCAGCCCUGCCCCCCACCCGUCCUCCCUUCCCUGGGGGACCGGAGGGAGGCGGCGGCGACUCUUCGGACAGAGGCCCGGGCCUGCGAUGGACUGCCCGCUCCUGCAGAUGUCAGGGCUGACAUCGGGGGCAAGGACUGAGUGAGGACCCCUGGUCCCGGGCCUCAGGAUGGGGCCCAGGGGCCUCGUGUUCAUCAAGACACCCCUCUGCCCACCUCUCCACAUCUUCAUCACCAGCAAAUGCCAGGACCUGGCUCCCCCAUCCUCAGAACUCGCAAGCCAUUGCCCCCCCGUUGGGGAACCCCCCUGCCUCGGUUGGUGACAGAGGGGGUGGGCCGGGGUGGGGGAUCCCCCCUGUACAUACCCUGCCGUACCAACCCCCAGGUAUUAAUUCUUGCUGGUUUUGUUUUUAUUUUAAUUUUUUUUUUUUUGGUUUUGAUUUUUUUAAUAAGAAUUUUCAUUUUAAGCACAUUUAUACUGAAGGAAUCUGUGCGGUGUAUUGGGGGGAGCUGGAUUCAGAGCUGGAGGGGGGUGGGUCCUGGGGGAGGGGAGUGGCUCAGAAGGGGCUCCCCCUCUCUAAGUCCCUGUGCCCCCUAAGCCCUCCUCCCCAGCCUUUUCCUCAUCAGUUUUCUCUUUAAAACUGUGAAGUACUAACUUUCCGAGGCCUGCCCUCCCCUCUCCCUCUGCCUAACCACUGGGCGUGGACAGUUUCCCCGGCAACCCCUGGAAGGAGGGGGCUCCCCCAAGAGAUGGGGCAGGGGCAAAGCAAGGGGGCCUCAGAACAUAAAGGCGUGUGUUUCUCAGCCUCGUGUCCUUGGCAGGGCUGCCUCCCCGCCAGAGCCCACAUCAUCGAAGCCCUCCAGCCCCACCCCGCGCCCCGUGAAGGCGCUGGCCAGGGGGUCCGAGCUGCCCCUGCCCCCCAGCCUCACAGCCACCAGCACCGCCCGCAGGGCCCCCAGACACACACACACACACAAACACACACAGUGGACAGACGGGCCGGCAGACACUUGUGGCCUGAGUUCCUCCAUUUCCCUGGCCUACCCCACCCCCGUGCCCCCUCCUUGCCCCGCAGGACGGGCCUACAGGGGGCCCCCUCCCGUCACCCCUGCACCCCCGGGUUGGGGGAGCUGGCUCUGCCCUGCCCUCCUUGCCCCGGGGUUGGGGUCUCAUCCCCCCAGAGCCCGCUGGUGCACCUGUUACUGUUGGACUUUCCACUGAGAUCUACUGGAUAAAGAAUAAAGUUAUAUUUAUUCUA
Molecule: messenger RNA, 3684 nt
Organism: Balaenoptera musculus (blue whale)
Lineage: Eukaryota; Metazoa; Chordata; Mammalia; Artiodactyla; Balaenopteridae
Gene: RARA
Product: retinoic acid receptor alpha
Exons: 9
Coding region: 962-2350 (462 amino acids)
Biological process (GO): regulation of transcription by RNA polymerase II; cellular response to corticotropin-releasing hormone stimulus; retinoic acid receptor signaling pathway
Cellular component (GO): nucleus; transcription regulator complex
Molecular function (GO): nuclear glucocorticoid receptor binding; nuclear receptor activity; zinc ion binding
Source: RefSeq, a predicted model, not a curated record